Phanerochaete carnosa HHB-10118-sp is the source of this 11416-nucleotide messenger RNA. RefSeq lists its product as uncharacterized. The transcript is spliced from 18 exons. Gene Ontology annotation, biological process: DNA repair; regulation of DNA-templated transcription. NCBI's taxonomy places the organism in Eukaryota, Fungi, Basidiomycota, Agaricomycetes, Polyporales, Phanerochaetaceae. Gene Ontology annotation, molecular function: protein binding; transcription coregulator activity. The coding region runs from base 197 to 10990 and encodes 3597 amino acids. The record is from RefSeq and is a predicted model, not a curated record. Gene Ontology annotation, cellular component: nucleus; NuA4 histone acetyltransferase complex; SAGA complex.
AUGCAUGUAAUGCGCGCCCCGUACCUUUCCACGCGCAGACCUCCACCGCCUGUCUUCCUGUCUCCUUCCUUCUUGCGGAAAUACCACAUAAUUUACGGAGCCUUAGGUGUGCGCGCCGUAGCAUUGCUAUCCCGCUACGUCGGCGGCGAUUUAAGCGUAGGACAACACAAAAGAAAUCUCAAGUGACACAUACAACAUGUCCUCGCCAACUAGUUCAGACCUAGAGAUACUGGCUUCCAAAAUCGCCCAUCCUGGAAUUGACCUCAAAACUAAGCAUGCACUCGCGUGUGAGCUUAGAGACAUGGUUGACGCGGUUAGGGAUUCGGGGACCACGGGAGCUGUCUCUGGGGUCAUAACCGUAGUCGUGGAUCGCCUGAAAAAUUCUGAGCCCUCGAAUCAAAAGGACAGCUUGGAGUACGGCUUCCGCCGUGUCCUCAUCGAGAUCCUACAUCGUCUUCCCCUACCGGAUGCAUUGCGCCCCCAAGCUCAGGUGUUAUGCGCAGGGCUGCUCCAUGUGAUAGCUACAGACUACGAAGACAAUGCGAUCACGUGCUGCAAGACCCUUGUGGACGUCGUCCGCAACUUCAAGCCAUUGAAUGAAGAACUCACAGCACAGUUCUUCAACAUCCUGCACACUGUCUUUCGCAACGUCCCGCUGGUCGUUCAAGAGGCUCUGUCUGAGGAGUCUCCCGCUUAUGACGAAAAGAAUCCGCCUUUGUACCCGAGUACGCGUAGCUUCAAGGUGUUUGCGGAGCUCGCAACUGCCGUGGUCAUCUUGACCCAGAGUCACCGUCCAAUAGUCCUACCCGUCAUCCAGCAGGGCCUGAACCUCUAUCUCGAAGCUAUCAUGAUCCAGUCUCCGGCGCAGCGCAAAGCACGUGAAGAGCAUGAAGCCAUGGAGGGCUACUGGUCAGGUGUUGCUCCAACAGUGAAAAACCUGCCCGCGUACACCGAUCUCAUUGUCGCGCAAGUGAAGAUGGUGUCAUUCCUUAUGUUCUUUUUGCGGAGCACCAGUUCGCCGGACCAACCGCCCAUGGAGAACGAGUUGGAACAGAUUAUCCUCGCGACGCUACGGCUCCUGCAGGAUUGUCCAACAACGGCCAUAGCCCCACGGAAGGACCUCAUGAUUGUUUUCCGCUACCUCAUAAGCCAACCUCAAAGGCGUGUGCUGCUCCCCGAAAUCGACAAGAUUCUCGAGGAACAUGUGCUCAUGGGCACUACUCUCGCGAGCCAGGAGCUUGUCCGUGCAAAUGCUCUUGGUUGCAUUGCCGACCUGCUGCACCAUCUUCGCGCAGAUCUUACUGUGGAGCAACUAACAAGAGCCUGUACCGGGUUCGCUCGGCACAUGCAUAACCCUUAUCUCAGCAACUCUAUCCACAUGGUGGCUGCUAGGAUGAUAUACAACAUGAUUGAUGUUGUUGUGCAGAAGGACACUCCACAAGGGGCCGCCAAGCUGCUGAGCUUGCUACUCGAAGGAUGCGUUCACAAGUUUGAGUCCAUGUCGCUAGUACUCAAAGAAGCGUUUUCCAAGCUGGAACGACUGAGGAGAUCCGAGGGUCGGGAGAAGGGGCCAGAAAGCAAGGAGGCUAAGGAUGGCAAGGAUACCAAGGAUACCAAGGCUGAUGAGAACGGUGACGACAAGGCCGAGGAGAAGGUGGGGGGCAAACUCGCGAGCAAGGCCGAGGACAAGACAGAAGUUGACGGCAAAGAGAUCGUCGACAUCACGUCCGUGGAGAGAGUCCGACCGAUCGCGAGCGCGACAUAUGCUGUCGAGAAGCCUGAGGAGCUUGUUAUUGAAUAUCGCUCGUUAUACCGGCACAUGCAGCAUGCCGUUCGAGCGACUCUCGGCGGCCUCAAGAAGUGCAACGCGCCCGUCCCCGACGGCGCGCUGAUAGCUAGCUUGUUUGAAUCUUGCAUCAAUUGUAUGCCACUCUUCGACAACGAGCACCGGGAUGCUGUAGAAGCUAUGGAACAGCUCGGUGGCACAUUCCUCGAGGUCGACUUACAUGUAUUUCAAGAGGUCUGGACAACCAAGAUCGAGUUCAUCAACGCCGCGGUGGAGAAGCGGCCAUAUCUCAUGCAGGUCGCGAAUCAAUACUUCCAGCGCGACACCCACUCGCCGACGCUCGUCGCCAUCGUUCUCAGGUUUUGUAUGUCCCGACUUGAGAUGCUUGGGGAGAUGGAAGACCAGCAAGCUGCAAUUGCGAUCAAGUGGUUCAAGACCGUCUUCAUCGCAGUGACCAUGCAUCCGAAGCUGAAUGAGCCCAUCCUCGCUGCGCACGUUGGCGACCUCAUCAUGGACUGCUUCCCACUCGCGGCCAAGACGUCGAAGCCCACACACUACUUCCAUCUUCUGCGUGCCCUUUUCCGUGCGAUUGGUGGUGGUGGUGGCAGGUUCGAGCUUCUGUACCAGGAAGUUCUGCCCCUGCUACCGGAGAUGCUUGAGUGUCUACAGCGUCAGCUCCAGAACUCUGAUGGGUUCACCCGCGACAUGAUCGUCGAGCUCUGUUUAACGGUUCCCCUCCGGCUAACUCAUCUAUUGCCGCAUCUACAAUAUCUCAUGCAACCUCUUGCCCUCGCCCUGCGCGGAAAUCCCGAGCUUGCUUCCCAAGGCCUGCGAACGCUGGAACUGUGUAUUGACAACCUCACUCCGGAGUUCCUUGACCCCACGCUGAAUCUUGUAUUGCGAGACCUCAUGGAAGCUCUGCAUUCUCACCUUCGACCUCUUCCCGCAAAUCAUCAUCAUGCGCAUACUACUAUUCGUCUCUUGGGCAAACUCGGAGGGCGCAACCGCCGUCUGCUUGAGAAAGAUCCUAUCAUCCGGUACUAUCCCCAGCCGGAAUCAGCCGUUGUGCGUUUCUCGUUGACCGGGAUGCCCGGAACAGUUGAGAUUAUGCCGGCACUGCAGCUGGCAUAUUGGUCAUUGCGCGGCGGUAAAACCACUUCAUACUAUCGCUCAUAUGCAUUCACGUACGUCGAUGCCAUUGUCAAAUUGCUCCUGAACGAGGGUGUGAAGGGUCGAGAGCGUGAAGAGGCCUUUGCGAAGUGCCUGGAGGCCUUUUUUGAGGCCCUUCAUCUCAACGAGACCAGCGAGGCCGCUGAGACUCGCCUUCGUGAGAUCGCGCGACAUAUCCUUAGUGCCGAGAUUCGCCGGGCGAUCCCAAAAGAUAUCACGUCUCGUAGGCUUCCUGGGCCUCUAUACGCCUGCCUUCUGGAUGCAAUAGCCUACGGUUUGGUGAGGGACGAGCCCAAACAAGCGAAGAAGGCCCAGGUUCUCGUCGAAUCCUUCAUCAAGGACCUCAUCAGCUUGGCCGACAGCUAUGAAAAUGCAGUUCUGGACGUGCGGCCGGCCCUGAACCACUGCGCUAGCAAGUUUACAGCGCUCUGUCUUGAAGAUACGUGGUGCGCGAAGAGCGCGGGCUGCCGUGGCAUCAAGUUCAUGGCUGAGCUACCUGGGCUCGGCGUUCGCUGGGUCACGGAGCGUAUAGUCGAAAUCGUUCGGACGCUUCUUCACGUUCUCAAAGACAUGCCUUACGAGCUGCCCGAGUCGGUGAAACAGGUGACCGAGAUAUUGGAAUUGUCGGUACGGGUUUGCUACGCCGAGACGAAGGACAGCGAGCCUCCGGCAACUUCAACCAACGUGGUCAAGGCUCUUACGGGGAUUUUCUUCGCGGAAGUGUCCGGCCAGAACGCUAUCGUGCGCGGCACAGCUCAUCGUUGCAUCGACCUACUUUCCGAGCUCACGCAGAGCCCGAUAUCUGAACUGCUGUUGGAACAUCGAGGUCGCAUGCUCACCGCUUUCUACACAAAGCCACUCCGCGCUCUUCCUUUUCCUGCUCAAGUCGGAAUGGUAGAGGGAAUCCGUUAUUGUUUAUCGCUGGAUCCACCUCUUGCGGAGCUGACCGACGAGCUACUUCGACUACUCCAUGAAGCUCUGGCACUGGCUGACGCUGAGGAUAUGCACCUGCAGCCACCACGGCAGGGAGAAGUGGUAGCACGUCAGAGCGUUAUUCAGAUGACCAAGCUACGCGUCGCGUGUAUCAAGCUCUUGACCGCGUCCAUGCCGUUGACCGAUUUCUUUGCCAAGCAGCAAACUACUCGUCAGAAAGUGACGUCUGUAUACUUCAAGUCGCUGUAUUCGCCUAUCACCGAGAUUAAGGACGCGGCGCAUGAAGGCCUUCGGAUGGUGCUCAUGCACCAGGCUCGACUCCCGAAGGAGUUAUUACAGACUGGACUGCGGCCUAUCCUCAUGAAUCUUGCAGAUGCGAAGCGGCUCACGCCUCCCGGCUUGGAAGCUCUGGCACGUCUACUCGAGCUAUUGACUCACUACUUCAAGGUCGAGAUCGGGUCCAAGCUUCUUGACCACUAUCGUGCAAUCGCCGAUCCGCAGAUGCUCCAACAGCUAUCUCGUUUGCCCCUGACCGAGAACGAGGGUAUCCAAAAACUCAUUCGUCUUGCGAACAUUUUUCACCUACUUCCUUCGACCGCCAAUCAGUUUUUGGAGAAUCUGGUCAACAGCAUUGUCCAGACGGAGGCACAGAUGCAUUUCUCUGGUCAGAGCCCUUUCUCGGAACCCCUUGCGAAGUACCUUGAUCGAUAUCCCAUCGAGGCCGUCGACUUCUUCAUGCGUCAUCUGCAAUUCCCACGACAUGUGCGCACCUUGCGAAGCAUCCUACAGGCUCGCCUGGCACCUAGUGUGUUACGAGAACUACUUUCGCGCAUGCCGAUCAUCGUCUCUGUCUGCCUCGAGCAGGAGACAUCGAAGCAGGAAGCGCUGAGCAUGAUGAUGUCCGGCCUUCUGCUCGUCUUGGACAUUGUGGAGUUGAUCCCCGACUUCCUCUGCAAAAAUGACUAUGUCCUCCAGGUACUUCUAUCUAUCUGGCGUCAGGAGCCCUCCUCCUUGGACAGCUCGGCUGUUAUCGCGUUGGCUGAGUCGCAGCAAAAGUCUACGCAGCUGCUGAAUAUCUUCAAGGCCGCGGUCAUGCAAACACCCCGUAUCGAUCUCAUCUUCGAGAUUCCUGCCAUAUUCACGCGCAAUCUCCCCAUGGACCCCAUUCAUAUCUCGGAGCUCCUCUACAAUCGUGUCGCCGCUAACCCCAGUCUCACCUUUCGACGUAAUGUGCUCAUGCGAUUUAUUCUCUGGUUCGAAGAUCCUGCGUACUCAUGGACGCACAAGACCUGGGUAUUCCGCUUCAUCAUCACUCCGACCAUCGUUGCCAAUGCUCUCUCGCCGCCCAAAGAAGGUCUCUUGGAUUCGGACAUCGUGCAAUGGUUUCACACUCACAUAUGGGUUCCAAUGUCCUUGAAAGAUGACGUCAAGUUCUCCGGCGCCGACGACAUCUUCAAAAUAGAGCUCCUGCACUUCACAACCAUGAUGAUUCAACACUACUCAGAUCUUCUCUUUGAUGCGCAGAAGGACAUCAUCAAGUGCGCAUGGAAGCACAUUACCAGCGAGGAUGCUAUCGUCAAGCAUACGGCCUACCUUCUUGCGGCACAGUUCUUUGACGCCUGGGACGUUCCACAAAAGUUCUUCCAGAUCGUUUGGACCGGACUCCUGAGCCGGCCUCAAGUCGAAGGCAAGGCUCUUGUUCGACAGGCUCUCGACAUCCUCGCACCCGUUCUUCAGCGGAUGCCGCAGACGGAACCCGGUUACCCUCAGUGGGCAAAAACAGCCCGUAGGUUACUUGCCGAAGAGUCAGGUGGAUGGUCACAAGUUGGCUUGAUUUAUCAGUUUAUGGCUCGACAGACCAAUCUCUUCUACCCCGUUCGUGCUCUCUUCGUCCCACAUGUGGUGAACAACAUGCACAAGCUCGGCCUCAGUCAGACGUCCAGUGUAGAAUCUCGACUUCUGUCCAUCGAGGUUCUCAACGUCAUUUUCGAAUGGGAGCAAAGGGCCAAUAGCGAGAUGCAAGUUGAUGACGAGAAAUCCGAACAGACCUGGACGACUCCAUUACCCUUCCGGGAGUCCAUGAUCAGCUACUUGGUCCGACUCGCAACGACAUUGACGGACAAACAGUCGCUUUCUUUAGUUGCCCCGAAAGCGAUGAACCUCCUCCGCUUACUUGUGGGGUCUGGUGGUUGGUCGGAUGUCACCGUGAAACUAGGCUACUUCUCUCGCAUCCUGGAGCAGCGCGAUAUCCCGGAAUCUGUUCUCAUUACAGUGAUCAAUACCUCCAAGGUUUUGCAGAUUGUCGCCAGCGGGAAAUCGGAUCAAUGGUUCAGCGAAAAUGCUACCAUACUGGCAAAGCUCGUCAGGACUGGUAUCAUGCAUGACGAGGUCAGCAUGCAAGAUGCCCUUUAUCCUAUUGUUGAGCGUCUCUUGCGUCUCUUCCCUCUGCUCAAGGACGACGACGAGACACUGACGGAGCUAUCGGAGUGGUACAGUUGGAUUCAUAUGAUGGUUGGCGAAAAUCUCCGGAAUGCUGUGACUAAUCCGCGAGGUGCUCUGCUCCUGCUCAAAGCCGCCGUAGCAUCGACCCCAGACAGGAUCCAACCAUACGCGGGACCCUUGACGAAGCUGCUCGCCAUCAAGACCAAGGACCACGUCACACCGUCAACAGCACCGACACACACACAGGAGGGCACGGUCCGCUCGAUUAUCCUCAUGAUCGAGAUAACGAAAGUAGGAAUCACGUUCCUCGGCGACAAUCGGCGCACUCUGUUGACAUGCCUCGGGAACCUCGUCACGAAGUCAAAGAACAUGGCAUUGUGCCGCUACAUCCUCGAUACCGGACGUGAAUGGGCACUGAACCCACGAGAGACGGUUCCAUCCAUGAAGGAGAAGGCGGCGUUGUUGCAGGCGAUGGCAAGCUUUGAGAACCGCGAGAGAGGCGACGCCCUUAUGCAAAGCUAUCUGGAUCUACUCCUCGAAGUUUACACCGAACCGAGUUUACGUCGGAGCGACUUGACAACCAGACUCGAGCAACAAUUUCUCCUUGGCUGUCGCGCCACAGACUCUGUCACGCGCGAGAAGUUCGUCGACUUGCUGGACGCAAGUAUUCCCCGUUCCCUCUACGCACGUCUGGUAUACAUCUUCGGGGUUCAGAACUGGGAAGCCGUUGCAGACCGUAAUUGGAUCUACCUUGCUCUACAUCUUCUCCUGGGCUCUGUUGAAAGCGAUUCGCCUAUCAUCCCGGACCGUAAGGCGACGCUGGACGCUGGACCUUUACCCUCUUCAUUCCCGAUCAGCCGCUCUGCAUCUGUCGUUCGCCCAUUGCAAAGGCUUAUGUUUCUAGAUCCUUGGCGAGCUCAUGAAACUUGGGUCUCACUGUUCCCUUCGGCUUGGGCUUGUCUGUCAAGACGAGAGCAAGUUGACCUCACGCACCAUAUCAUCAGUUUGCUAAGCAAGGAGUAUCAUAUUGCUCAAGCUGAGCUGCGGCCGAACGUCGUUCUUACGCUCCUUGUCGGGAUCUACCACUGCUCGCCUCCGAUUAUGCUUCCGCCCCAUCUUGUCAAGUACCUUGCAAAGACAUUUGCUGCCUGGCACGUCUCGAUGCACAUCCUUGAGGCAUCCUUGGACCAUGUACGCGAAGACGAGGUUGUCGUCCGCGACACUGUGUAUGACGCCUUGACCGAGGUCUACGCAGAAUUGGCUGAAGACGAUCUGUUCUACGGUCUAUGGCGAAGACGCAGCUUAUACCCCGACACCAACGUGGCUCUGGCCUUCGAGCAGAGUGGAUUGUGGGAGCAAGCAUCGACUAUGUACGAAGCAGCGCAAGGGAAGUCACGUUCGGGUGUCGUCCCUUUCUCAGAACCUGAGUACUGUCUCUGGGAAGAUCACUGGAUUCUAGCGGCGGAAAAACUCCAACAGUGGGACACGUUACAGGAACUUGCUCGAAGCGAAAACAAUGCGGAGCUGCAACUCGAGUGCGCUUGGCGGAUCAAGGACUGGUACGAACAGAAGGAGUCAAUCGAGGAGUUGAUCAAGGAACUUCCUGAGGUUGCCACCCCCCGUCGGCUUGUUUUCGAAGCGUUUAUCUCGUUAUUGAAAAAUCCGGCCGCUGUAGACAAGAACGUCGAAUUCACGUCGAAGCUAGAGAAUGCGAUGCAGCUAUCGCUUCGCAAAUGGGUCAGCUUGCCGUUCCACCUGGCUCCUGCGCAUAUCCCGCUGCUCCAGCACUUCCAGCAGUUCGUUGAGCUGCAGGAAGCUGUCCAAAUCUUCGGCUCUCUCUCAGCUACAAAUGCGGGCAAUCUCGAGAAGAGGUCGUCGGACCUCAAGCUUGUUCUACAAGCUUGGCGGGAACGUCUGCCAAACAUUUGCGACGAUAUCAGCAUCUGGAGUGACCUCGUGGCUUGGAGGCAGAAUGUAUUCAACGCAAUUAACAAGACGUAUAUCCCUCUCAUCAAUGCGACCAACCAAGCUAGCGCCGCCGCCGGAACGACUAGCACCUACGGAUACCGAGGAUAUCACGAGACUGCCUGGAUUAUCAACCGCUUUGCCCAUGUCGCGCGCAAGCACGGUCUCCUUGAUGUCUGCGUCAACUCGCUCAACAAGAUUUAUACUCUACCCAACAUCGAGAUUUCGGAAGCUUUUCUCAAGUUGCGCGAGCAAGCACGAUGCCACUACCAGAAGACCGGCGAGCUAACUCAGGGACUUGAGGUCAUCAACAACACCAAUCUCAUGUACUUUUCGACGCCUCAGAAAGCCGAGUUCUACAUGCUCAAGGGUAUGUUCUACGAGAAGCUCGAGCGCUACCAGGAGGCGGACAGUGGGUAUAACCAGGCGGUUCAACUCGAUUUCCACCAGGGGAAGGUGUGGGCAGCUUGGGGCAAAUACUGGGAUCGCAUCUUCACAGCUCGCAACGACAUGCAUGCUGCCGGAAACGCCGUCAACAGUUACCUGCAGGCAGCGGGUCUCUUCAAGAACCGCAAGGCUCGGCCCCUACUCAUGCGCGUACUGUGGCUGCUCAGCCUAGAUGAUCAGGCUCUGAACAUUUCAAAGGCAUUCGACCAAUACACAGGUGACGCGUCAUGGUGGUACUGGAUUACCCUCAUUCCACAAUUGUGUUUGUCGCUGUCACACCGUGAGGUCAAACAAGCACGGUAUAUUCUGCUGAACAUUGCUAAGCUCUAUCCCCAAGCUUUGUUCUUCCAUUCACGCACCACAAAAGAGGAGAUGACGCAGGCAAAGAGACAAGCUGCUCUCUAUGCUGCGUAUCAAGCGAACGGUACCCAGGCGCAAGCUCAAACACCGACGCCCCGGCCACUCAACGGCGAGCAGCAGCCAAAUGCACAUGAUCGUGCAGCGGAGGUCGUUCGAGAGACCAUGCAGCCGCAAAACUCUGCAGACGAAUCCGCUCAGCAGGCUCUUCUUCGGGGUACGCCCGGACCGAACGGUUUACAAGACGGCAGUGAUCAAACGAAGGCCGCCGCCAUGCCUGUGCGCCUAGGGGCUGAGUGUAUCGAGGAAGUCUCUCAGAUCUCAAAGAGCGCCUUCCCGCUCUUGGUCAUGAGCCUUGAGACUAUUGUCGACCAGAUCGGCCAGAGGUUCAGAUCUACUCAGGAAGAGGAGAUCUAUCGUUUGGUGAGCAUGCUCUUGCAGGACGGUCUGACACAAUAUGCUGCUCGUGUUGGCAAUCCCGACGACCCUCUGCAUCUUAACAAGGACACGACCGGGCACCUUAACCGUCUUGCGCAUAACUUUGGUAACAUGUCUGCUAAGGAAGAGUAUGAAGGCGACUUCCUCAAGAGCCAGCUGACAUUGCCAGAAUAUUGUCAGAGGCUCCAGCGCUGGCGCGACCGGUACGAAAGGUAUCUGGAUAGCCGGCCACGGAUACAGACCCUCGACAUGGCCAGCCACUAUCUCAUCGAGUAUCCAAACAGCAAGUACGAUGAAAUCGAGAUUCCGGGACAGUACACUGAGGAGCGCGAUAACAAUCAAGCAUUCGUCAAACUUCAGAAAUUUAGUCCCAAGUACGAGAACUGUCGUACACAGAGCUACUGUUUCCGUCGUUUCACUAUGAUCGGGAGCGACAAUUCGAAGACGUCGUUCGCUGUACAGAUUCCGUCGGCCCGGCAUUGUCGCCGUGAAGAGCGCGUCUUCCAGGUGUUGCGUAUGUUCAACAGCGUACUGAGUCGCAAGAAGGAGACUCACAAACGGCGCUUGCACUUCCACGUUCCAAUAGCGAUACCGUGCCACCCAAGCAUGCGCUUGCUCCAGAGUGACUCGUCAUAUGUCACAAUGGGCGAUAUCUACGAGCAGUCCUGCAACGAGACAGGUCUCGGUCGCGAGGAUGCGCUCUUCCUCAUACCGGACAAGGUACGCACCACGGUAAUGCAGUACAAGCAGUCGAAUGGCGGACAGCCUCCAAACCACCAGCGCGUGACGCUGCGUAAGGAGCUUCUCGAUGAGAUCCGAGCGAAGCUUGUCCCCGAAGACAUUAUCUCUCGGUAUUUCCGGCGCACGAUCAACGGACCGACAGAGCUAUGGCGCUUCCGCAAGGAGUUUUCAACGCAGAUCGCGGCUUCGUGUUUCAUAACAUAUGUGCUCGCAUUGUCGAGUCGUACCCCUUCACGCUUCCACAUCUCACGCAACUCAGGGCAGGUCGCGCUCAGUGAAGUGCUGCCUGGUAUCCCCACAAAUGCCGUCGGCCCGCCCCUCAUCGGAUCGCCCGAAGCCGUGCCCUUCCGACUCACGCCUAACAUGCAACACUUCAUCGGACCCAUCGGUACGGAGGGUCUCCUCGUCGCCAGUAUCAUGGCCAUGGGACGCUGUCUCAGCGAACCUGAGUACGAGCUGGAAGAGCAGCUCUGCCUGUUCGCGAGGGACGAGGUCAUCACGUGGCUACAUCAAUCUAAGCGGCCGACAAGUAACGACGUGACCUUCCGCGGGCAUGUGCUGGCGUUGAGCAAAGACUUCGCACAGAACUUGCAGAACCUGCAGGGCGGGAACACCGUGCCCAUCUACAAGACGGUCACGAGCCUCGUGUUGAACGCGUCGAACCCGCUCAACCUCGCAUCCAUGAGCGACAUGUUCAUGGCAUGGUUCUAGGCGUGCUGUCCCCCCAGUCGGUCAUCGGUUCUGCGUGCUUCGCUAGUUAUUCGUCCGGAAUCCUCGUCAAAUGUGCUAACUAACAUACGUAUACUGCUUUCUCAUUGCUAUCUGCUAUUUCUGCACGCGCAGUUGAAUGAUCUCACCUUGUACUGUAUUGUGCAUAGUUCCAAUAUACACACACGUUGUUCAUGCUGUUCCAGCGUGGUAAUAAAGCAUUAGAUUCCGCUUUUCCAUGGUAAAGAUACAGAUUUAAGUGUGUUCCGCUCUUCGCGGCCGCUUAGACAAUUUUCUUGGCAAGCCACUCAGUCCAUUCCGUCUUCCCCCAGGAGCUUGAGAUCUCGCUCGCGAUGAGCCCGUCGAACAGCACGGUGGGCGAGACGUGAAUGCCAUUCUGCCUGCUGAACUUGACUGCAGGGUGAUGUC